AUGGUAACCAGGGGCAACGCUUUAGUUGUAGUGCAUCACAACUUGGAUACUUCGCAUUAUGGAAUAAAAAUGCGUUUAAAGCACUUAAAAACUUUGCAUCCUGCUCAGGAUGGAGCCGAGAGAGUAAUGGCAAUGUGUUGGUCACCGAAUAACAAAAGACUUGCUGUGUGUACUGCUGAUCGAACUGUAUUAUUAUUUGAUGCAAGUGGUGAAAAACGAGAUAAAUUUUCUACCAAGCCGUCAGAUUCCGCUUAUGGCAAAAAAAGUUAUGUCGUAAAGGGGAUGGCGUUUUCACCAGAUUCUACUAAAAUUGCUGUUGCACAAAGUGAUAAUAUAGUUUUUGUCUAUAAAGUUGGUGAGGACUGGGGAGAAAAGAAAGUCAUAUGUAAUAAAUUCAUAUGUCAAAGUGCCGCCACUUGCAUCACUUGGCCAUCCGAAGGACCCUUAGUAAUUGGUCUUUCUGAAGGAAGAGUUAGAGUUGCGCAUGCAAAGAAUAAUAAAACUACUACUCUAUAUAAUUCUGACUCAUAUGUUGUUUCUCUAACAAGCAAUAUUUCAGGUAAAGGUGUUAUUUCUGGUCAUGCAGAUGGAUCAGUUGUAAGAUUUUUCUUUGAUGAUGAGGGAAGUGGAGAUCUUCAAGGAAAAAUCAUAAUCCAUACGUGUCCUCCAUAUGCUUUAGUGUGGGCUGCUCAGUCAAUCAUUGCUGCAGGUUGUGACAAGAAAAUUGUUGUUUAUGGAAAUGAUGGUUCUUUAAAAAAACAAAUUGACUAUAGUCGUAAUCAUACUGAGAAGGAAUUUACUACAGCUAUUUGCAGUCCUAGUGGGAAAACAGUUGUAAUUGGGAGUUUUGAUAGACUGCGUAUAUUGAAUUGGAGUUCUCACCAUCAUGACUGGGAAGAAGCCAAACCAAAAGAAGUUGCAAAUUGGUACACAAUAUGUAACCUUGCAUGGUCUAAAGAUGGAUCAAAACUAUCUGUUGGUACAUUAACUGGUCUUGUUGAGUUGUUUGAUUGCAGUAUGAAAAAGACAUUAUAUAAAAAAAUAUUUGAGGUUACAUAUAUUGAUCCAAGUCAAGUAAUUGUUAGGAACAUUACUACAAAUAUGCAAUCCAUUUUAAAAUCCUCUAGUGGGAGUGAAAUUGUUGAUAUUAAAAUUUUAGGUAAAAAUAGAUAUAUAGUUGCUCAUACAGUACAAACUCUUCUUCUUUGUGACAUGUUUACAAAUCUCGUAAGUGAAGUGCCUUGGAAUGGUGUAGGAGAAAACGUAAAAUUUUUCUUUGACUUUGAAAAUGUAUGCAUUGUAUUCAAUGUUGGUGAAUUAUCAUUAAUUGAAUAUGGAAACAACACAAUUUUAGGAUCAGUGAGAACAGAAUUUAUGAAUCCACAUCUCAUAAGUGUUCGCUUAAAUGAAAGAGAAAGUAAGUUGCCUGAUAAUAAAAAACUUGCAUAUCUCAUUGAUUUGAAAACAAUAGCUGUAUUAGAUCUGGUGAAUAACCAGUUACUCACACAAAUUAUCCAUGAAUCAAAAAUUGAUUGGCUGGAACUCAGUGAAACUGCUCGAAAGCUUUUAUUUCGGGAUAGACGGCAAAGACUUCAUUUAGUUGAUAUUGAAAAAGAUGAAAAGAAAACAAUGUUAAACUAUUGUUCAUUUGUACAGUGGGUGCCAGGUAGUGAUGUUGUUGUAGCACAAAACAGAGGCAGUCUGUGUGUGUGGUAUAACAUUGAAUCACCAGAUAAAAUAACUAUAAUGCCCAUAAAAGGAGAAGUGGUUGAAAUCCAAAGAAGUGAUAGUAAGACUGAUGUAAUAGUGAAUGAUGGAUCAUCUACGAUAACAUAUGCACUAGACGAGGGACUGAUCGAGUUUGGCAGUGCAAUUGACAAUCAUGAUUUUAAAAGAGCUGUCUUAUACCUUGAGAAAUUGGGUUUUUCAGAAGAAACUGAAGAUAUGUGGGCAAAUUUAGGGAAGCUGACUUUAGAAUCUGAAAAUUUACUUAUUGCAGAGCGAUGUUAUGCUGCUGUUGGUGAUGUUUCAAAAGCUAGAUUUUUAAGAGAAACUAUAUCUAUUGCACAUGAAGCUGCUGCUCAUUCAGACAGUGAUGGAAUGGAUUAUUAUCAAGUAAGAGCACGCUUAGCAAUAAUGAUGAAAGACUAUAAAACAGCAGAAAGUAUAUACCUUGAACAAAACAAGAUCGAGGAAGCAAUUCAGAUGUAUCUUGAUUUACAUCGAUGGGAUGAUGCUAUUGAAUUAGCAAAAGUUACUGAUCAUCCAGAUUUAGAAAGACUGAAUGAAACCUAUUUCCAAUGGCUUCAAGAGACUGGUCAAGAAGAAAAGGCAGGAGAACUAAAAGAAGCUGAAGGGGAAUAUCGUGAAGCUAUUCGUUUAUAUCUGACAGCUGGAUUACCAACUCGUGCAGGGAGAGUCAUAACUAAUAUGCAAAUAUUAGCAGAAAAUGAUGAAUUAGUGCAAGAAAUUGCAUCUGCCUUGAUGAAAGGAGAAUUCUAUGAGCAUGCAGGAGAUCUCUAUGAAAAAAUAGAUAAUUACCAUAAAGCUUUAGAAUGUUAUAGACUUGGUAAUGCUUUCAACAGAGCUGUUGAAUUGGCAAGGUCAGCUUUCCCUGAGGAAGUUAUACACUUGGAAGAAGAAUGGGGUGAUCACCUCGCAUCAAUUAAACAAUUAGAAGCAGCAAUUAAUCAUUAUAUAGAAGCUGGAAAAUCAGUUAAAGCUUUGGAGGCUGCUAUCAAUGCAAAGCUAUGGAAAAAAGCUGUAGAAAUCAUGGAAAUAAUUGAUGACACUGAAUCUUUAAGUAAAUACUUAAAACCUAUGGCUCAGCAUUUUUACUCAGUAGGGCAAUAUGAGCUUGCAGAGCAUCUUUUAGUUGAGGGAGGUAUGACUCGUGAAGCAGUCGACAUGUAUAACCGUAUAGGUGAAUGGGAUAAAGCCUAUAAACUUGCUAGUCAGUUUUUAGAUUCGGGAGAAGUUAGACGAAUGUACAUAUCACAAGCUAAAAUGUUAGAAGAAAAAGGAGAUUACAAGGAUGCUGAAAAAUUAUAUACAUCAGCUCAUGAAUAUGAUAAGGCUAUAGCAAUGUAUGAAAAUUUAAAACAGUAUGAUAAAGUUAUAAAAAUGGUAAAAAAGUAUUAUCCAGAGAAGCUUCCCGAAACCUAUAUACAUAUUGCAAAAAAACUAGAAGCAGAUGAAAAAUAUAUGCAAGCUGAAGAGUAUUACAAUACUGCCGGUGAAUGGAAAGCUGCUGUGAAUAUGUAUCGCAAUUUAGAUAUGUGGGAAGAUGCUUACAGAGUGGCAAAAACAAGAGGCAAUGACAUAGCAGCUAAACAAAUUGCCUAUCUUUGGGCAAAAAGUGUUGGAGGUGAUUCAGCAGUUAAGCUGCUCAAUAAAUUUGGCUUAUUAGAAAGUGCAAUAGACUAUGCAGCAGAAAACUGUGCAUUUGAUUUUGCUUUUGAACUAGCUCGUACAGCAAUGAAACAAAAACUGCCAGCUAUUCAUUUAAAAUAUGCAAUGUUUUUAGAAGAUGAAGGCAAGUUUAAAGAAGCAGAAAUAGAGUUUAUUCAUGCACAUAAGCCAAAAGAAGCAGUUUUAAUGUAUGUGCAUAAUCAAGACUGGGAAAGUGCACAAAGGGUUGCAGAAGCUCAUGAUAAAGAUUCUGUACCUGACGUUCUAAUUGGGCAGGCUAGAUUUUGUUUUGAAAGAGGAGAGUUUCAGAAAGCAGAAUCAUUACUACUCAGAGCAGAAAGAGCAGAUCUUGCUAUAAAGUAUUAUAAAGAAGCAGGCAUGUGGAACGAGGCUCUUAGAGUCUGUAAAGAUUACACUCCAAAUAAACUUCUGGAACUUCAAGAAGAAUAUGAAUCAGAAAGUUCUGAAAGAGGUACUAGAGAUGUUCAACACUUGUAUGAACAAGCUGUUAGCUGGGAAGAAACAGGUCAGUAUCAAAAAGCUAUUGAUAAAUACUUACAGAUUUCACCUUCCAAUACAAAUGAUUAUGAUUUUAUUGAGAAAUGUUGGGUGAAGGCUGCUGAAAUAUCUUGGAAAUUUAUGAGCAAACAGCACACAGAGCAUCUUGUUCAGCAAAUUGCUCCUAAAUUGUUACAGAUGAAAAAACAAACUACAGCAGCACAACUUUUUUUAAAGAUAAACUCAAUAAAGAAUGCUCUAGAUGCUUUGAUAGAUGCCAAAGAUUGGAGCAAAGCUAAACGAGUAGCAGCAGAAGUAGACCCUAGAUAUGAAGAAUAUGUGGAUAAUUGUUAUAAAGAUUACUUACGUUCUGAGGGAAACACCUCUGAAUUAGCAGAUAUUGAUGUAAUUGCUGCCUUGGAUGUAUAUGCUGAGAAAAAUCAGUGGGAAAAAUGUCUCGACAUGGCUCAGAAACAAGGUAUGAAAGUUCUGCAUAAAUAUGUUGCACUUCUAGCUAUAAAACUCAUAAAAGAAAAGAAAGAACAAAAAGCUCUUAGUUUAUAUGUCAAAUAUGGAAUACCAGCUAUAACUCAAAAUUUUUCAAUUUAUCGACAUAUUGUGUCAGCCAUUUUUGCAAUGCAAGAUACAUUUUCA
Molecule: messenger RNA, 4563 nt
Organism: Stegodyphus dumicola
Lineage: Eukaryota; Metazoa; Arthropoda; Arachnida; Araneae; Eresidae
Gene: Oseg2
Product: intraflagellar transport protein Oseg2
Biological process (GO): intraciliary transport
Cellular component (GO): intraciliary transport particle B; ciliary basal body; axoneme
Molecular function (GO): protein binding
Source: RefSeq, a predicted model, not a curated record